CUCUCUUUCUCUCUUAGUAGUCUUCUUGUUUUUAUUAUGAGUGAAGUAUGUGCUUUAUUUUAAGAGCGCGUUUUUCUCUCUCGUCAAAUCUCGCCGUGUCUGGCGCGAUUUAUUCAGAGAAGGGGUCGAAAACAAUAAAAUAAAAGGAAUUCCGGUAAUUUUAAGAGAGCCAAAACAAUUGAAAGAGCAGACGUAGACAGGUUCGGGAGUGGAAGGUAUAUUUUAAUGCGAGCCAAGUCCGAGUUAUUAUUGGAAGGAAAAAAGAAAGAAAAUAAAGAAAGAAAAGUUGAGAACUUUUUAUUUUUAUUUUGUUCUUUCUUCUCCGAAGAGAUGUCGUCUUAUGUGCCGGAGAUGUCUUUCAUAACUUUUAUCUGAACAGUUGUUCUACGAAGAGUUCGACACGGCUUUUCAUUCAUUCCUCUGCAGUUUAGAGAACGUUCUGUCAUGACUGAAAUUAAAACUGCAGGAGGCGGAAAUGAAAUGGUGGAUGGAGGAAGAAGAAGGGGUAAAUGCAAAUGGUUCAACGUAGCUAAAGGAUGGGGGUUCAUAACCCCAAGUGACGGCGGACCUGACGUUUUUGUGCACCAGUCUGUUAUUCAGAUGCCGGGUUUUCGAAGUCUUGGAGACGAAGAAGUGGUCGAAUUCGAAUAUAAAUCAUCAGAUAAAGGUCUGGAGGCCACAUUUGUGACUGGACCAGAGGGUGAAAACUGCAAAGGAUCGCAUCGCAGACCCACCUCCAAAAAAAGAUUCAGGAAGAUCAGGUGCUACAACUGUGGGGAGUUUGCCAACCACAUAGCUGCCAAAUGCUCCAUGGGACCACAGCCCAAACGCUGCCACCACUGCAAAUCCGUUGAUCACCUGAUCGCCGAUUGCCCAUCCAAGGAAGAAGCCAAAAAGAAUUCGAACAAGAACAAUAACAAUGACAAUUUCUGCGACAACAACAGAAACACUUGUGAACUCCGCGUCGAGGAAGACGAAGAGAUUCGAAACUCUUUCAAAAGUCUUCUAGUGGACGAAGCAGACGAUGACGACGAAGACAUACAACUGCACGACCAUCGAAUCAAUUGCUCCUCCUCCCCCGCAUCCUCAUGCGGCUCCUCUUUGGACAAAAGAGAACUGUAGUGUUUCAAUCGAACAAAAGGAUGGAGGGGGAAAAAAGCAUCAAAUUUCAAAAUAGAUAACUUAUUCAUGAUGUUGUGUGUGCAGGAGCAUGCUCAUGUAUGAAAACAUAAAUGUGCGUUUGAUGGAGGGAAAGACUAACUACUUUGUUUGGCAGUAGUUAUAGGGGAUGUGUUGUUGUUGUUGUUGUCCAUGUAAAUAAAUGCUCACGGCUGGCAUUUGGACGUUUCAAAUUUUUACUGAUAAUGUUUUAUUGAUUUUAUUGCUUUAAACCAAUUUCUCAAAUGAUAUUUAACUCAUUUUUAUACAGUCAUUCUUCAACUGAUAUUUAAUGAAUAUAGUUCGUUCACUAGGAGUUGGCACUCGGCUCCACCUCCUCGGACGCAGAGUUCAUUUCAUCGCGGGAGUGAGAAGAGAAACAUCACCGCGCUUGAAAUUGAGACAACCCUUAAUGCGCGCCACAAGCAAACAGUGACUUAUUUUUCAGUCUACUUCGUUUUAUCAUCUGCUAUUAUACCUUUCGUUUCUCUAGCUAAUUAAAAUAUAUUAUAAAUUUAAAUACUGCUUUUUCCUAGCUAAAUAUCUCAAAAAUGACAAAUUCACUCAAAAGGGAGAAAUAUCAUAAAAAAUGGCGUGAAAUAUCAAAUUUGUGAAAUAUUUAAUGUUAAAAAAAUGCACAUAAAGUUUGCGAAAUAAAUAUUUUUGCCAUACGAUCGCCAAAUAAACCUAUACCACGUGAUAAAGGCGGAGCCAAGUGCCAACUCCUGGUGAACGAGCUAUACUUUUAAAGUGAUAUUUAAACUAAUACUAGUGUAGACUUCCUGAGUACAUCAACUUCCAAGUUAUAGUUUAAUUAUUGUGGCUGUGUUUCGAUGUUUGGUACAUUUCGAACUUAAAUUUAUAAAUGAAAAGUCUCAAAAUAAAAUUGACUUAUUUAUUU
Molecule: messenger RNA, 2059 nt
Organism: Parasteatoda tepidariorum (common house spider)
Lineage: Eukaryota; Metazoa; Arthropoda; Arachnida; Araneae; Theridiidae
Product: protein lin-28 homolog
Biological process (GO): pre-miRNA processing
Cellular component (GO): cytoplasm; nucleus
Molecular function (GO): mRNA binding; zinc ion binding
Source: RefSeq, a predicted model, not a curated record